CCAUGUUGAAUAGAAGUUGUUGUGAAAUUGUUGAAAAAGUUUUCUUAUCAUAGGAUAAACAACGCCGAUGUACACUUGAAAUGGUGAAAAAAGGAUUGUUUAACAAGUUUAAGCUAUGGAGAGGUUUUAAAAGAGGCUGACAGAAAGGCAAAAAGGCUUGUAGCAAACAAAAUUAUUUUGAUUGACAAAGUCUCUAGGGGCUCUUCGUCAAAGUUGAAUGAGCGAAAUUGAACUUAAAAUGUCUUCUUCUGCCAGAAAUAGUUAUAGUCCAGCGAUGGAUAAAGCAUGGUUUCACGAUACAAAGACUGGCUGCGAAAAACAAGCGCAUUAUUUUGUGCAGAUACGCAAACUUCAAGAUGAAUUGAUCCACCGCGAACAACACAACUUGAUCAACGCGAUGGAACGUUUGAAACAACUGACUUACCCUCGCAAACGGCCUGUGAUUCGAAACUUCGACAUUGAUGCAUUAUCGAAUCCUGCAUCUAUUCGAAAAUUUCCCGCGAGAAACUUAAACUUGAGGAAGGAGGCCAAGCACAGAUCUGUACAAGCAAAAGAACAGCCAGAUCUGAACCCUGUUUCUGGGAAGCCACUGAUCAAGAAAACAGACAUCAAGAAACCUGAUGGCUCGGCUUAUCGUCAUUUCUUUGCAAUGCCACCACUCCUCAAUGACAGAGACAUAGCAAAGAUUGUACAUAAUGCGAACAAUGCUUUUCCUUCUGAACCUUCGACUUACUUGCUUCAACCGCAUUUACCAUCUAUUCCCAAUGUAGGACGAAAAACAGCCUUCGUGGCUGACAAUAGGAUGAAACUUCUGACUCUAGCCGAAUCAGAGUUUUGUGAAGACGGGGAGGGUAGCGUCAUUGCAAUGAGGAAACAUCUGCAUACAAGAAAAUCACAAAGAAGGAAAAAAAGUUCAAAAUCCACACCACAUGUUAGUGAUAAUGUUCCCAUUGAAAACACAACAAAGAGAGGAAAUGUUUUGUGUUUUGACGUUGACCCAAAUGAUACCAGUCUAUUUUCUCACUGUCUUGAAGAGAAGAAAGAAGAAGAAGAGGCAUUUGAAACCACUCCUCUGCCUCCACCAAACUCAAGGCCAAUUACAUCAAAAUCAAAAGUAAGUUAUGUUUUGAAAAGUGAACGAGCAAAGAGAGUUAACAAAGCUGACACUUUGAAGAGUGACUUAGAGGUAGUUUGUCAUGAAGAUUCAAAAAGUCAAGAUGCUGUGGAAGGAUUAGCAAGUGCAAACAAUGAAGUUCUGGUCAAAAUGCCUGAUGUGGUUAUAGAAUCAUGAUACUAAUGAAUCUGAUACGAAAAAUUCAGAGGCCAAGGACCUACUGUACAAUCAGAUUUAGUUGGAAAUGGCUCUGAUGAAGUUAUCAAUAUUGUACAGCCUGUUGUAACAAUCACUAAUCAACCUGUACCAGCUGACAAUAACAAGACAGAGGAAGGACUCUGACAGGAUCAAAGGGUUCUUCUCAUUUUCUUACAACAUAUUUUGUUUGUAAAUUGUUUUAAAACAGUCACAUCCCGGGAGUCAUUCUUUAACCAUGAAACUUCCUUUCACUACAUGAAGUUAGUAUUUAAUUGACAAGUGAAACUGUACGCUGCUCCAGAACAGACAAACUCAUUUCAGCUAGUGGGUGUCAUCAAAAUAAAUUACCUUUCACUCCUUAACUCUGAGGGGUGAUGAAAACAGAAUUUCUCCUUAUAAUUCCAAUACAGUUUCAAGCAGAAGGGUGUUGAGAAGAUAGAAACAUAUCAAUUAGCAGAUAUAAUUAAUUUAAAUUUAAUUUAAUUUAUUAGAUUUGCCAAGAGACAGGGACACCGCAACAGCUUGCGCCAA
Molecule: messenger RNA, 1843 nt
Organism: Stylophora pistillata
Lineage: Eukaryota; Metazoa; Cnidaria; Anthozoa; Scleractinia; Pocilloporidae
Source: RefSeq, a predicted model, not a curated record